This is a messenger RNA of Choloepus didactylus (southern two-toed sloth), 2634 nucleotides long. It is a transcript of the gene PPP1R3C, whose product is annotated as protein phosphatase 1 regulatory subunit 3C. The record is from RefSeq and is a predicted model, not a curated record. Gene Ontology annotation, biological process: regulation of glycogen biosynthetic process. NCBI's taxonomy places the organism in Eukaryota, Metazoa, Chordata, Mammalia, Pilosa, Megalonychidae. The transcript has 2 exons. Gene Ontology annotation, cellular component: protein phosphatase type 1 complex. The coding region runs from base 163 to 1116 and encodes 317 amino acids. Gene Ontology annotation, molecular function: protein phosphatase 1 binding; glycogen binding.
GAUUGGUUCACGUGGUCCGGGGCAGAUAAGCGGCCUCUUAGGCGCCCAGACCAGCAGAUUGCUCGAGCGACCGCCUAGGUGUGUCAUCCGUAAGUGUGGGUGCGAACUGGCGCAGGCAGCGGGCGUGCAGGCUCUCACCGUCCGCCGCGGCCUCUCUGCCUAAUGAGUUGCACCAGAAUGAUCCAGGUUUUAGAUCCACGGCCUUUGACAAGUUCAGUUGUGCCAGUAGACGUGGCCAUGAGGCUCUGCUUGGCUCAUUCACCACCUCUCAAGAGCUUCCUGGGCCCUUAUGAUAACUUUCAACGAAGACAUUUUGUGAACAAAUUAAAGCCUCUGAAACCAUGCCUCAAUAUAAAACAGGAGGCCAAAUCACAGAACGACUGGAAGCACUCACACAACCAAUCCAAGAAGCGGGUUGUGUUUGCCGACUCCAAGGGCCUCUCUCUCACUGCCAUCCAUGUCUUCUCUGACCUCCCAGAAGAACCAGCAUGGGAUCUCCAGUUUGAUCUCUUGGACCUUAAUGAUAUCUCCUCUGGCUUAAAACUCCAUGAGGAGAAAAACUUGAUUUUAGAUUUCCCUCAGCCUUCAACUGACUACUUAAGUUUCCGGAGUCACUUUCAGAAGAACUUUGUCUGUCUGGAGAACUGUUCUUUGCAAGAGCGAACAGUGACUGGGACUGUGAAAGUAAAAAACCUGAGCUUUGAGAAGAAGGUUCAGAUCCGUAUCACUUUUGAUACUUGGAAAAGCCACAGUGACAUGGACUGUGUCUACAUGAAAAAUGUGUAUGGUGGCUCAGAUAGUGACACCUUCUCAUUUGCCAUUGAUUUACCCCCUGUUGUUCCAACUGAGGAGAAAAUCGAGUUCUGCAUUUCUUACCACGCUAAUGGGCAGGUCUUCUGGGACAACAACGAGGGGCAGAAUUAUAGAAUUGUCCAUGUGCAAUGGAAACCUGAUGGGGUGCAGACACAGAUGGCAUCCCAGGACUGUGCAUUCCACCAAGUGUCUCCCAAAACUGAAUUGGAGUCAACAAUCUUUGGCAGUCCGAGGCUGGCUAGUGGGCUCUUCCCAGAAUGGCAAAGCUGGGGGAGAAUGGAGAACUUGGCUUCUUAUCGAUGAACUAGCAACUACUGACUGCUCUUGACCUAUCAUAGUCACUAUGUAAUUUUAGGUCUGUAAUGCUCAAUAUUAGGAAAUUUCUGCUAUUUUCUGUCAGUAGGUUUAGGUUUGAGCUUUUGAGAUGUGGCUAUCAAGAAGAUAGCCGCUUGAGAAUUUAGUGUUCGGGUCUAUAGGGAUGACGCUGCUCAACUUUGCUUUGGAGGAUUGAAUAACAGCCUGAGACCUAUUUUUAUAAAAGCAAUACUUUUUCAGUGUCCUAUUCCCCUUCUGUCUCAGUUUACUAGCUUUCAUGAUGGGCAAGGAAAGAUUGAGGUAGGACGGUUGAUGGAGAUGGAAAGCUGUAUUAAUGGUCUGAGGAAUGUCUGAAAAGUAUAUACAAAGUGCUCUGCAGUUCAAGUCAGUGGGAGCAGGACGUCUGAUACUUAAUUGUUGGUGAGAAAAUGAAAGGUUAUUUUGUGUUUUUAAGUUGAUUUCACAGUUCUUUCUUGGGGAAAUAAUUUGUAGAGGAGAAAAAAGACCCAUUGUAUGUCUUCUUGUGGAGAAAAAAACAAACUUUAGGAUAUGGGGUGGUGGUGGAGAAAGGCAAAUUAUAACUGGAGAAUCAAGAUCACAAGUGGAGCCUUUCUGAUCAAACAUGAUUUAUCCAAAACCAUGAUUUGAGGAAAGUUUAAGCAAAUCUGGCUUUGUAGUCCUAAUGUUAUAAAUGACCCUGUUUGUGGUCAAGGCUUCAUGCUCUGGUUCUCAUUUAGAAUGCUGCCUAACCAGAAACCAUGCCAUCAUCAAUGGCUAACAACUUAGAAAGACUUCAUGUCAUGUAAAGAUAGCUCUUUGCAAAUGCCUUGAUUAAAUCAGAACACUGCAGUUGCUUAGCCCCAAUAUCUGAAUGGUCAUCUAACUCAAAAGUUUUUGGUCUUAUAAGAAGGCCCACUCUGUAGACUGGCAUUCCUCCUGCAGUACUGUUUUAUCUUUGGGAAUAUUGUCAGUGUACACAUUUUCAUCCUUCAUAUUGAAGGUGACUCAUUUUUCUGCCAUGCUUUUUUGAUGAGAUAUUUGAAGUGAGGGCUGACACUAGGAUUCUCUAUGCUAGAAUCCAGUACCUUGCACAUAGAAGGAACAUUCUCUCAUGCCUAUUUUUGUCUUGCUUGUUUUUUUAUUCUUUCUACCUAAUUUCCUUUGAAGUAAAAAUGUUCCUUUUUUUAAUUGAUAUGAAUUGUUUUGGAUGUGUUAUAAUACAUUUGUUUUGGGUGUGCAUAAAUCCAUUCUGUAAGAGCCACCUAUCCUUAAGGAUAGGAAUCUGUGCUUCUAUAAUUGAGUACUUCCAUUGACAGAUGUUCAGAGAAUGCAGUUAAUGUUUAACAUGUGAGAUCUGCCAUGCUGUAAAGUCCUACAGGAAUAACCCUACUGUGAUAGUAUUUGAGGUUUGGCUAGCAUUCACAAGUUUCCUACUGUAAAUAGUUCACUCUCCUAUAGCUAUCCUUUAUGAACUUUUCAUUUUAAGAAUAAAUGUGUUUGGUAUAA